Trichoderma citrinoviride is the source of this 1647-nucleotide messenger RNA. RefSeq lists its product as hypothetical. NCBI's taxonomy places the organism in Eukaryota, Fungi, Ascomycota, Sordariomycetes, Hypocreales, Hypocreaceae. The coding region runs from base 1 to 1647 and encodes 548 amino acids. The record is from RefSeq and is a predicted model, not a curated record. The transcript has 2 exons.
AUGGAGGUCGUCAUCGAGGAAGAAGAGCCAUCUCAACGAAGGCUCCCCGAGUUUGACGCCGGCUUUCACGAUACGCUAUCGCCUUGCUACUUCCACCACGUCAUCGAUCCCACCGCCGCCACCCUCCGAGUGGAAGUUCUCGGUCCAAACCUCGCGUACACGUUCCGACACGAUCGUGCAAAAGAACUGCGCCUCGCCUCCUCCAACAUCACCGCGCGAUUAGAGGCAAAAGUGACGGGCUUCCUCGCCCUCAAGACCGGCAACGGCCAGCAGCGGGUCGUCUUGGCUUGGGCACAGAGCGGGCAUGGCGUUGGGAGCAAAGGCGAUCUUCUGGAUGCUGAUCCGAACGUGCUUCCCAACGAUCUCUGGACCAAGAGGGCGAUUUCCAUAGGCCGCGCUCUCGCUCUGCGAAUGCGCCGGCCCUACGACGGGAGACUCUUGCAGACGACGGGCAUCAGGAUGGAGGGCGUCUACCUAGGCAGCCACGUCGAAGUGAAGCUCGCCUCCUACGCCAUCUCCAUCCUGCUGACCAGAUUCGGCAUCACGCAGGACUUGGACAACAUCUCGCUCAGGGACCUCACGGCGCUGCGCGAGGCGUCGUGGAAGGACGGCUCGAAGCCUUCGUUUGAGAUUUACUUUUCGCGCAAGAACUGCAACUUUUGCGGCAAGUUUAGAGAGCGGUUGGUGAAGAAGGUGUAUGAGAAGAAGGACUUGCCCAAGAGAGACCGCCAGCGGCAGCGUCAGCCGCAGGAGGUGAUUCAGAUUGACAUUGCUGAUGCCGAGACCGCCAUCAUUACGGACGACGUCUGUAUUAUCGAGACCAUUGAUCUUUCUGAUGAUCUUCCCACUCUUGCCGAACUCGUCAACCUCACCCGCGGGGAUACUCACGAUGCUACCAACAACAACAACAACAACAUCAUCAUCACCAACUCCAGCAACACAAGCACAAUCGACCUUGUCACCACAGAACAAGAGCUCCCCACACGCGCCGUGACGGACACCUUCAUCGAGGGCCUGGCAUAUUGUGUCGGCCAAAUCGACGAGUGUCCCGCCGGCGCGCGCGACGCCAUCGUGAGGCUCGCCGCCCACAACAGGCGGCGGGAGAACAUCAACAAGCCCCUUCCUGCCACGCCGCAGAUGGCGCCCCCCGGAUAUCACUCCGCCGCUUCUUCGCCGGAGCCCGCAGACGACCACCAACAGGGUGCACCGCUGAACGAAGCUGCGGUUGUGAAUGGAGGGAACUUGCUUACGCCGCCGAACGAAGCUGCGGUUGUGAAUGCCGGAAACCUGCUCACUCCGCCGUCGAGCGGCCGAAGGGCACGAGUCUCGGUAUCGCCUCCAGAAAGCACGAGGAAAUCGUACAACCUUCGCUCGCAAACUACCACUCCGCGGGCGCUGCAACAACAACAACCCAUCACACCAAGCCGACCACCGAGAGAAAACCGCCCCGUGCUGCUGCCUCCGCCGCCGCCGCGCAAGAGUUCUAUUAUCAACAAGGACACGACGGCGGUGAAGAAAGAGGCGAGGGAGGCCAGGCUGGCGAGCCUCAGGCCCAACGCUGGGUAUCGUCGGACGAGGAGGGUUUCGUUUUGCGUUGCGAUUCCUGCUGCGCCUCGGCGGCGCUCUGAGUCUCCUGAUCCGUUCUGA